This is a messenger RNA of Hyposmocoma kahamanoa, 1930 nucleotides long. It is a transcript of the gene Dh44, whose product is annotated as diuretic hormone 45. The coding region runs from base 328 to 768 and encodes 146 amino acids. The transcript is spliced from 6 exons. The record is from RefSeq and is a predicted model, not a curated record. NCBI's taxonomy places the organism in Eukaryota, Metazoa, Arthropoda, Insecta, Lepidoptera, Cosmopterigidae. Gene Ontology annotation, molecular function: hormone activity. Gene Ontology annotation, cellular component: extracellular region.
CGCGCGCUCUGCGAGAUAUAAGCACGCACCUCGCACCAAGCGCCGCAUAACUUUGGCGCGCCCAAACGUUCCACGAGAACUUGGCGAACGACUUACACUACUGUCUACUGUCAUCACUUUAUUUUCCAAGAAAAAAAUAAUUUAUUUAAAACACCCAAGUCCUUUAGUGAGUUGUGAUCCAGUUUUGAGUGCAUAUAUUUUUUUCUAAACACUUUCCGGGAACUUUUGAGAUUCGUACUUUUGUUAAAGUUUGCGCUGCGAACCGACACUCCGCGGUACUGGGAAGAUUCCAUUCAAUUUGUUAAUUUACCCAAUUCUCACGCAAAAAUGAUGUGGUGGGCAGUGUGGUGCGUGGCGAUGGUAGCCGGGAGUACCGGUGCGGUGCCUGCGCCCUUCUACGAUGGAGCCCUGAUCGACCCCGUUAUCUACCACUGGGGCAAUAUCUGGACACCCGAUGACUCUACUCAGUUGACUGAUCACAGCGUGGAUGCGUGGCCAUCUUCAAACGGUGUCAGCGGAGUCAAUGUUCCACGUUACGAGACACUGUCAGAACUUCGAGAGGAGCAUACACGGCCAAAGCGCAAGAUGCCAUCACUGUCCAUCAACAACCCCAUGGAGGUGCUGCGGCAACGGCUGAUGCUGGAAGUGGCCCGCAAGCAGAUGCGCGAAGCAAACCAGCGGCAGGCUCUCCGCAACAGGGACUUCCUAAAGAGCGUCGGCAAACGAGGCUUCCUGGGAAACCGUGUACCAACAUUAUACAGCAACUAGAGCCUCUACCCUAACCCUUCAGUUGCGCGGGCGCCGCCACCGGCUGGGUUCCAGACGCCGCGCCGACAUUUUGCCUCUAAUGCCCUGGCAUUACUUUUCUAUCUACGAUGACAACCGAGUACUCCUUCAACCUAAAGUUUUUCAGUAACAAUCAUAUCGUAAUCUUACGCUUUGUGAAACAGAAACAAAUAGAUAAGAGAAAAAUAUAGACAUAAUCACAAAAAUCUGUUAACAUGUUUCAUAUUUAUUUAUAGACAAACCCUUCAAAAUGUCUUAGUAGUUAUAUAAAACGCUUUUACUUGUAUAUGUACUGUCUAUAGUGUCUGUUUAUAUUUUUAUCAUUUUUUAUCUAAAGCUGAGUUAUUCAACCCCGCUCACGAAAAUGUCAGGGAUGUACUUGUAAGCUUUUAAUCACUAAAGUAAGAUUAAUAGCGUUGUUGAACGACAACUAAGUUACUUCAUUGCCAACGACUUAUUUUACGUUCACGGCUCCAUUUGAGUUUUUACUUGUUCCUUUAAGAUUUUCGUUGUUAAAACUCGUGUGAAUAGAAUGAGGUUAUAUAAAACUUUUGCAGGCUAUUAAUCCAUAUUAUACUCCUUGAGUGUUGAUAGACAACGACAAAUUGGAAGUGACCGACUAUGCGGGACGCUCAUUGUUCACACACUUCGUUUAUCUUAAAAAAUGUAUAUUUUAUUAAAUUUAUGGCUUUGUAGAUACGUUUUAAGGUAAUGGUGCAUGUAAGCCAGCUCAACAUACGCCAUCACCUUACUUACCUGUAUGUCUUAGUCGUGGCGCGACGCUCCGCACUAAGUACCUCCUGACCCUUUCUUGUUCCAUAUUAGUAGUAUUUUUAUACGCUUGUUAUUGUUACCAAAUGGUGCCGUUUCGUUGUACUGUACUAUUAGAUCAUACUUCACAACCCCAUUUGUAGUGUACUCCUACAUUGAAAUGAUUUACGCCAUAAUUUUAAGGUUGAUUAUCGCUAGCGCCUACUAGCAAAGUGUUUAAUAUUAACAAUUUUAAUAAACAAUAUCUUAGAUAAAUGUAACGCAGCCACUAGAAGUUUAGUUUCAUAAUUUAUAUGUACAGUGUAGCUGUUACAAAGUCUAUAUUUUUAAGUUCCAUUGAUCUCUACUAGCAUGUAAUACGUAGACGAAUGUA